Molecule: messenger RNA, 1161 nt
Organism: Pelagomonas calceolata
Lineage: Eukaryota; Pelagophyceae; Pelagomonadales; Pelagomonadaceae
Source: the annotation of a GenBank genome assembly
AUGAUGAAUCGCAUAUUCUGCUGCCUCCUGUACGCUGCCAAUGCGUUCCAGACGCCGUCGCCGCGCGCCAAGCGAGUCGUACUGCAUGCCGAGCAAAGGUCCUCGGGCGGUCUCCGCCUACUCGAAUGGCUGCCCUCGCAGAAGGCGUUGGUCAGCGUCGCGAAGUUCGGCUGGCGCACGGCGUGGGGCAUCAUGAUGGCCGAGCUCGCGCCCCAAUCUCCCGAGGGCGCCUACGUGCGGCCGGCGCCUCAGAAGGGAUCGGUGAAUGCGCCUAAACUCGAAGAUCGCGACUACGUCCUCUACGUCGGCAACGCGUGCCCGUGGUGCCACCGGACGACGAUUGUGCGGGCGCUGCGCGAGUGCCAGGCCAUGGUCAAGGUCGUUGUCAUGGACGACGACCCCACCAAAGCGAGGCGGGGCGGCUGGAGUUUUACCGACGCGGCGCCGGACCCGAUCUGGGCCGCCCAGGAUUUGAAGGGCGUCUACGACGAGCUCGGGUUAGAAGGAAGGUGCACGGCGCCGUUGUUGGUGGCGAGCGACGGGACCUUCGUGAGCAACGAGAGCGGCGACAUCGUGCGGGCCCUCAUCGAGUACAAGGGCUCGCGCGCGAACGACGCGGAUUUACGACCGGCGGCGCUCGCGGCCGACAUCGACGCGCUGAACGACGCCAUCUACGAGCGCGUCAACAACGGCGUCUACCGCGCCGGCUUCGCGACGAAACAAGGACCCUACGAGGCCGCGGUGCGCGACGUCUUCGACGAGUUAAAGCGCCUCGACGGCGUCCUGGCGGCGUCGGACUACGUCGCGGGGGGGCGUGUCACCGAAUCAGACAUUCGGCUGCUACCUACGGUAGAAAGGUUCGACGCGUGCUACGCGCCGCUCUUCCUGCGCACGGCGACGUCGAUCAGGCAGGACUUCCCGGCCGUCGCUGCGUGGGCGCAGCGGAUGCGUGCAAUGGCAGGAGUAGCGGAGACCGUCGACGCCCGCGCGGCGGCGCAGUCUUACUACACAUCGCUCUUUCCGCUGAACCCGAGCGGGAUUGUUCCGGUGCCGCCGGGUGGUUCCUCCACCACCGGAGGGGUAGCAGAGGAGACAACAACUGCACCUGCGCCCGCCGAGCGCCUCGCCGCCCGCCUCGCUCGCGUCCCACCGCCUGGCUAA